This is a messenger RNA of Alligator mississippiensis (American alligator), 2932 nucleotides long. RefSeq names its product adrenoceptor alpha 2A (gene ADRA2A). Gene Ontology annotation, biological process: adenylate cyclase-activating adrenergic receptor signaling pathway. Lineage: Eukaryota; Metazoa; Chordata; Crocodylia; Alligatoridae. Gene Ontology annotation, cellular component: membrane. Gene Ontology annotation, molecular function: adrenergic receptor activity. The transcript is spliced from 2 exons. Bases 447 to 1754 code for a protein of 435 amino acids. The record is from RefSeq and is a predicted model, not a curated record.
CGGGGCGCGUGUGUCCGAGCGGGUAGAAAACAGGCUGUGUGUGUGUGUGUGUUGAGACAGCGCGAGCAGGGGCUGGGCGUGUGUGUAUCUGUGUGUGUGUGUGUGUGCACGCGUGCACCCGCGGCGGUGUGUGUGUGUGUGUGUGUGUGUGUGCGCGUGUGCCCGGCGUGCGGGCGCGGGGGGAGCCGCCCGUGCCCACGUGGGGCUGACGCGCCGGCGGCGGCUCGGGGCUGAGCCGGGUAUAAAGGCGGCGGCAGCCCGCGGUGGAGGCGGCAGCGGCUCCGGCUCCGGCUGCAUCCGCAUCCCGCACCCCGCACCCGCACCCCGCAGCCCCGUCCCGCCGCAUCCCGCUGCCUGCCCGCCCGCCCGCCUGCACAGGUGAGCUGCCCUGGGCGCUGCCCGCGGGCCCGGGGGAGCGGCGGGGCAGGGCAGUGCCCGCGGGGUGGAUGCUCAGCCUGGAGACCCCGUUCACGGCGCGUGGCGGGCACUUCGCGGGGUCCAUGGAGUACCAGCGCCAGCCCGGCGCCAACGGGAGCCUCAACGGCAGCACGGCGGGGCCACGAGCGGGCACCCCCUACCCCCUGCACGUCACGCUGGCGCUGGUGGGCCUGGCGGGGCUGCUCAUGCUCGUCACGGUCUUCGGCAACGUGCUGGUCAUCAUCGCCGUCUUCACCAGCCGCGCCCUGAAGGCGCCGCAGAACCUCUUCCUGGUGUCACUGGCCUCGGCUGACAUCCUGGUGGCCACCCUGGUCAUCCCCUUCUCGCUGGCCAACGAGGUGAUGGGCUACUGGUACUUCGGCAAGGUGUGGUGCGAGAUCUACCUGGCGCUGGACGUGCUGUUCUGCACCUCGUCCAUCGUGCACCUGUGCGCCAUCAGCCUGGACCGCUACUGGUCCAUCACGCAAGCCAUCGAGUACAACCUCAAGCGCACGCCGCGCCGCAUCAAGUGCAUCAUCGUCAUCGUCUGGGUCAUCUCGGCCGUCAUCUCCUUCCCGCCGCUCAUCUCCAUCGAGAAGAAGAGCGGGCAGCAGGCCGACCAGCGGGCAGCGGGCUGCAAGAUCAACGACGAGAAGUGGUACAUCAUCUCCUCCUGUAUCGGCUCCUUCUUUGCCCCCUGCCUCAUCAUGAUCCUGGUGUACAUGCGCAUCUACCAGAUCGCCAAGAGCAGGACCCGCGUGCCGCCCGGGCGGCGGGGGGAGCCCUCGGAGAAGAGGCAGAACGGGCUGGCCGACAAGGAGGCGGCGCCCACCACCACCAAGCUCAACGGGGAGAAGGCGGCGGGUGGAGAGGACCAGGAGAGGGAGGUCAAUGGCUUAGACAUGGAGGAGACGUCCUCUUCCGAGCACCAGGAGACCCACCCGAGCAAGAAGCAGGAGAAGCCGCCGAGGGGCAAGGCCAAGACCAAGCUGAGCCAGAUUAAGCCGGGGGACAACUUGCCCCAGCAGGCGGAGGAGGAGAGGAAUGCCAAAGGGUCCCGCUGGCGGGGGAGGCAGAACCGGGAGAAACGCUUCACGUUCGUGCUGGCCGUGGUGAUCGGGGUCUUCGUCGUCUGCUGGUUCCCCUUCUUCUUCACCUACACGCUCACGGCCGUGUGCAAGAGUUGCUCCGUGCCCGAAACCCUCUUCAAGUUCUUCUUUUGGUUCGGCUACUGCAACAGCUCCCUGAACCCCGUCAUCUACACCAUCUUCAACCACGACUUCAGGAGGGCCUUCAAAAAGAUCCUCUGCAGGAUAGACCGGAAAAGGAUCGUGUGAUGAGAGACCGGUGCAGGACUUGGCCACGUGAGAGAGAGAAACACAGGUCCCUUGGGCUGGUUUUGCAGGUGGGGUCAUCCCCUCCUUUUCAAAACUGAGAUGAGACGAGCUCUUAAAACACCGGGCAGCAAAAACCACAGGAGCGACGGCAGGCAAGUGAGGCACAGCCUCGGCGGUUGGGGUUUGCAAGCGGAUGGCUUUUUACUUGCUGAUCAAAUCAGUGGAUACAUUCGUGACUCAAACGCUUGCCCCUUGAAAAACUAAAAUGAAACGCUGACAUCCACGCCCGAGAGAGGAUUGCACAGCCCCGGAGGCACAGAGGUUUUUUUUUCUUUUUCUUUUUGGAUGUGUAGUUUAAAGUUUCAAAUCCUUGUAUAAAAAAACAGUAUUGCAUCCUGUAUGUCUUAAUUUUUGUAAGGCCAUCGGCUUUGAAAUGAAUGCUUUCGAUAUUCUCAACACCUUGAAGCAUUAAACAAGAAAACCACCAAGAUUACUGGAGCCAUCUCAUCAACUCAGCAGUCUGAUAGUAUUAUCAAGAUUUUCAAACAUGCUCUCGGAUUUUGGGGUAUAAAGCUUGUAAAGGCAGACCUGACAAUAUUGGGCAUUGUUGGGGUUUUUUGAUAUGUAUCUUCUUACAGGGAAAAAAAAAAAAAGGAAAUCCAACAUCCUGAAGACAAUUUUCUGAAGGAUAGUAAAAGGAGAAGAAAAAAAAAAAUUCCUCCUUCUCUGCCAUUCCCAAUAAACUACUGGGAAAAAACAAACUUUUACAGCUUUAUUUCAUAAUGACAGGUCAAAGAAAUGAAUUGGAAAAGGGAAAGUUUGUUGAAAUCUCCUUAGUGCCAACUGAAUCGGAUGAGACGGGAGAUGCCAAAUGCACAGACGCAGACCUGAAGGAGGGAAAAAACCCAACUUUCUACGUUGACGUGCAUGGUGUUCAUUUUGCUCUCUGGGUUUUGACUUUGUAAUGAGCUCCCAGGGGCCCGUGCUGCCCCGGGGGUCGGAGAGCAAUGUUUACAUUCAUUUAGGUUUUCAAAAUCGAAUCCCUCGAGAGGCGAGGGGGGGAAAAACCCCCUCCCUUUCCUCUACCUUUUAAAGAAAAAAAAAAAAGUCAGCAGACGUUGCUAUAAUGGAUUAUUAUUUUUAUUAAAUAAAGAAAAGUUUACAGAUCAAAUGUAAAA